AUGGCAAGGUUUUGGUGGGGGGCAGAUGAGCAUCAAAGGAAAAUACAUUGGACCAAAUGGAGUGCACUCACUGAGGUUAAAGAAAAGGGAGGACUAGGCUUCAGGGACCUGGAAAUGCUCAACACAGCCUUACUAGCAAAGCAACUGUGGAGGAUCAUUGCUCAGCCUAAUAGGCUUGUUAGUAGAGUUAUGAGAGCAAAAUACAUGAAAAGAGAACAGGAUUGGAUGAGGCAAGCUUCUACAUCAGCAUCAUACCUAUGGAAGAGCCUACUGAGUGCAAGAUUCCUUUUGAUAAAUGGCAUAAGAAAACAAGUUGGGGAUGGGAGUACUAUUCAUGGUGUGGCAAGACAGAUGGAUACCAGAUUCAAGAGAUGGCAAAGUGGAACAAGAUAG
Molecule: messenger RNA, 393 nt
Organism: Coffea eugenioides
Lineage: Eukaryota; Viridiplantae; Streptophyta; Magnoliopsida; Gentianales; Rubiaceae
Exons: 1
Coding region: 1-393 (130 amino acids)
Source: RefSeq, a predicted model, not a curated record